AUGUCUUGGUUAUUUACAAGAGAAAAAAAGGAAAAUCAAGAUACUCUGGCAAAACCUGUUGAAAAUGAAGCCUCCCCGGGAUCCUCUGCUUCGGAUAUCCUCUCUCAGUCAGAAUUUGAUCCCGCAAAGCUUCAUCCUUUGGCAGAAUUAGAUAAGCCUUUAGACUAUUUGCUUAUUGAAGAAGAUGCCUUAAGCGCUUUGCCUGGUGAUAGUAUGGCUCUCCCUUCUCGUGGUUGGCAAGACGAUCUUUGCUACGGAACUGGUACUUCGUAUUUGACCGGUUUAGCCGUUGGUGGUGCAUGGGGUUUAAAUGAAGGUCUUAAAAAAACUAGAGACAUCUCUUCUACUAGACUUCGUUUGAACGGUGUUUUGAACGGUGUCACACGCCGUGGUCCUUUUGUCGGAAACUCUCUUGGUGUGCUCGCCAUUGUGUACAAUGGAAUCAACUCCUUUAUCGGUUACAAGCGCGAAAAGCAUAGCUGGGAAAACAGUGUUGCUGCUGGUGCUGUAACUGGUGCUCUUUACAAGUCUACUCGUGGCGUGCGUGCAAUGGCCAUCAGUAGUACCUUGGUGGCUUCUGCUGCUGGUGUUUGGGCUUUUGUCAAAAAGACUUUGACGAGCAAGAAGGAUUAA
Schizosaccharomyces osmophilus is the source of this 633-nucleotide messenger RNA. It is a transcript of the gene tim23, whose product is annotated as TIM23 translocase complex subunit Tim23. The record is from RefSeq and is a predicted model, not a curated record. The transcript has a single exon. Gene Ontology annotation, cellular component: mitochondrial inner membrane; TIM23 mitochondrial import inner membrane translocase complex. Gene Ontology annotation, biological process: protein import into mitochondrial matrix. Lineage: Eukaryota; Fungi; Ascomycota; Schizosaccharomycetes; Schizosaccharomycetales; Schizosaccharomycetaceae. The coding region runs from base 1 to 633 and encodes 210 amino acids. Gene Ontology annotation, molecular function: transmembrane protein transporter activity.